CUAAGGCUUGAGCCUACUGCUCAUUUAGGAAGGGAUCAGAUUUGAAGAUGCUUGAGCUGCCUGAGGUCCUGCUUGCGUUUUCAGAACCCAGAUCCAGGGAGAAAGUGAACCGGGGCAAUUGACAAGCCCCAGAGGCUGGGAGAAGCUUCAUCUGAGACUGGACCUCUCAUCUUCCCUGGAGGAAGAUCUGCCUGCACUGCAAGUGUCCCCAGGAGGAGCACAUGGUGACAGUGAUGCCACUGGAGAUGGAGAAAACCAUCAGCAAACUCAUGUUUGACUUCCAGAGGAACUCCACGUCAGACGACGACUCAGGCUGUGCCUUGGAAGAGUAUGCCUGGGUCCCGCCAGGGCUGAAGCCUGAACAGGUGCACCAGUACUACAGCUGCCUCCCAGAAGAGAAAGUCCCCUAUGUCAACAGUCCUGGAGAAAAACUGCGAAUCAAGCAACUCCUACACCAGCUGCCACCACAUGACAAUGAGGUGCGCUACUGCAAUUCCCUGGACGAGGAAGAGAAGAGGGAGCUGAAGCUGUUCAGCAACCAGAGGAAACGAGAGAACUUGGGCCGUGGGAACGUCAGGCCCUUCCCUGUCACCAUGACGGGAGCGAUUUGCGAACAGUGUGGAGGCCAGAUUAACGGUGGGGAUAUCGCCGUGUUUGCAUCUCGGGCUGGCCAUGGCGUUUGCUGGCACCCACCCUGCUUCAUAUGCACUGUCUGCAAUGAGCUGCUGGUGGAUUUGAUCUACUUUUACCAAGACGGCAAGAUCUACUGCGGCAGGCACCAUGCCGAGUGCCUGAAGCCACGCUGUGCAGCCUGUGAUGAGAUCAUCUUCGCUGAUGAAUGCACAGAAGCUGAGGGACGGCACUGGCACAUGAAACACUUCUGUUGCUUUGAGUGUGAGACAGUGCUUGGUGGCCAACGCUACAUCAUGAAGGAGGGAAGGCCCUACUGUUGCCAUUGCUUUGAGUCCUUGUAUGCGGAAUAUUGUGACACCUGUGCCCAACACAUAGGGAUCGACCAGGGUCAAAUGACCUAUGAUGGCCAGCACUGGCAUGCCACCGAGACCUGUUUCUGCUGUGCUCACUGCAAGAAGUCCCUCCUGGGGCGGCCAUUCCUCCCAAAGCAGGGCCAGAUAUUCUGCUCCCGGGCCUGCAGUGCUGGGGAGGACCCCAAUGGCUCCGACUCAUCUGAUUCAGCCUUCCAGAAUGCCAGGGCCAAGGAGUCUCGGCGCAGUGCCAAAAUUGGCAAGAACAAAGGCAAGACAGAGGAGGCCAUGAUGAACCAGCACAGCCAGCUGCAGGUGAGUUCCAACCGGCUCUCAGCUGAUGUGGACCCCCUGUCACUGCAAAUGGACCUGCUCAGCCUGUCCAGCCAGACACCCAGCCUCAACCGGGACCCUAUCUGGAGGAGCCGAGAGGAGCCCUACCAUUAUGGGAACAAGAUGGAGCAGAACCAAUCCCAGAGUCCUUUGCAGCUUCUCAGUCAGUGCAACAUCAGAACUUCCUACAGUCCAGGAGGGCAGGGAGCUGGAGCCCAGCCUGACAUGUGGGCCAAGCAUUUCAGCAACCCCAAGAGAAACUCGUCACUGGCCAUGAAGGGGCAUGGUGGCAGCUUCAUCAAGGAGGACUACUACCCAGGGAGGCUGCGGUCCCAGGAGAGCUACAGCGAUAUGUCCAGUCAAAGCUUCAGUGAACCCCGAGGCAGCAUCCCAGUCCCCAAGUACGAGGAAGAAGAGGAAGAGGAAGGGGGUCUGUCCACUCAGCAGUGUCGAACCCGUCAUCCUAUCAGUUCCCUGAAAUACACAGAGGACAUGACACCCACAGAGCAGACCCCUCGGGGCUCCAUGGAAUCACUGGCACUGUCAAAUGCAACAGGUAGGUUCUGGUCAUCUGGAUCACGGAUAUCUAGGGGUCACCUCUGGGUGACCUGGUGCUGGUCCUCAGGAUUUUAGCAUGGUCCUGCCAUAUGCCUUCGUCCACCAGGCUGUGGAGUUUCAGAUGGCUUCUGCCUUUGAUGGGAUUCCCUAUAAGUAAAGCGUGAGUGCAAGGUCUGGAUGCCUGUGACAUGUGCACCAUGUGCUCAUGGGAGAAGGGGAAGCAGAGAAAUGGAAUAAGGCUGGGGGAGGAGCCAUAUGAGGGAUGAUGUGUGGACUGGAGUCUGGCUUCAGCCUAUCCCAUGGGGGAAGCUCUGGACGGUGGAUUGCAACAGAGUCAGUUCCCUCUUGCGAGGUGUGGUACUCUCACAAAGUCAGUGACUUUGGGCUCCUGCAGAGCGAUUGGGGUGAGUUUAUGGCUAUGGGUGUCAACAAAGCAGCUCAUGUUGACCAAAGAGCAUUCAGGAGAAGGGGCAGCUGUGAGAUGAUAGCAGUGUUCACAACACCUGGGGGCAGGUGUCCCAGCUUGAUAAGGUGUAGGACAUCAAAGUAUCCAGGGUUGCUUCCUGAGCUGUUCUGAACCCUAGUAUCUCACAAGGUCCCGAUUGUAAUGUGCAGAUAAAGACAGAAGAAAUCUGUAGACAACACAAAGAAGCUAGGCAAGCUGAGAAGGGCUGAAGUGGAGGUAAACAGUCACCACAUGCCCUCUCCAACACGUUGGCAGCUGGUUUGUGAAGAUUAAC
This is a messenger RNA of Castor canadensis (American beaver), 2614 nucleotides long. The record is from RefSeq and is a predicted model, not a curated record. NCBI's taxonomy places the organism in Eukaryota, Metazoa, Chordata, Mammalia, Rodentia, Castoridae.